AUGCUCGUAGACAAGGAAAAUCAGGCCUCUUCUGUAUGUUCUGACUAUGGCCGACGGCUGCUGGAGGCUGUACAAGAGACGCCAGAGAUCAACGAUUUUCGCGCUCGAUGUCCGGGGAAAUUUCGAUCAAUUUGCUUCUUACACUUGUCGUUCGCGAUUGAUGUUCCUUUGAAUUUAUUCCACGAGUGUAAAAACUCUGAUCAAAUUGUCAAUGAACCUUCAGGCAGGCGAAUAUUUUCACGUUUGUGGCGUAACGGAGGUGAUUCCCAAUCUUUAUCGCUCACUUCUGGUCUCCUCGAGAAGCUUAUUUACCUCAUGACAAUGCUGGAAACUACUGGCGGAUUUCAAGCUGAGGGUGUAUUCCGCAAAACUGGAAGCCUUGCCCAACAGCGAUCAGUCACUGAGUCCCUACUAAAUCCGGACUUUGAUUGUACAACUUUUGCUUGGACUAAAUUCUCGCCCCAUGAACUCGCAGGGGCGCUGAAAUCUAUCAUCGGUCACCUGGCCCAGCCACUUCUCACUUCCACACUGACGCCACUCUUUAUCGAAGCCAUACGUCUAUGGGGACGUGAAGCAGGUACCCGAGAAGGAAGGGAGAAUAUGUCACCAACGGAUUUGCUUGCUUAUGGCAAGCAAGUGAAGUCAUUACGUCUCCUGGUUCAAUUGUUACCUGCACCAAAUCGGUCCUUGUUGAAACACCUGUUGCGUUUGCUGGGGCUUGUGUCGGAGCACGUGAUGCAGAACCGUAUGACUGGUACUGCCCUUGGCACGGUUUUCGGGCCCGUCUUUGUGCCCUCUGUGUUCGGCGAGGUUAUUAACGAAUCGCAAUGCAAGAACUCCAACAGCUUCAAAAAGGACUACCAAGAGGCAAUUUUGCUCGCAACUCGACUGAUUGAGCUGAACGAUAAGUUGUUUCUUCUGCCAACUGCACUUAUUGAGGAUAUUCGCCACAACUCCAAAGAAUCUUUAAGCCAGGAAGCGGAAGAAAGGCAGGAAGACAGAGAUACUUUACGGUGCUCACCCUAUCGGUGGGGUAGACACUUGCGGCGCUCCAACUCCCCUUUGCAAACCUCGGUUCGCUUCGCAUCUCUCUCCUCCGUGUCGACCACCGUCUCUUCUUUGCAAACCUCUCCGUCGCUGAAAGCUGUCACCGGAGAAGUCUCCAACACUACCCCCUCUGCUACCGUCAUUACCACCGCGAUAACUUACCAACAAUAA
Molecule: messenger RNA, 1218 nt
Organism: Hydatigera taeniaeformis
Lineage: Eukaryota; Metazoa; Platyhelminthes; Cestoda; Cyclophyllidea; Taeniidae
Source: the annotation of a GenBank genome assembly